AUGAUAUGUAUCAAUGGUGAUCAUAAUCAUCCUUUCAAUCCAGAUCAACUAGAAGCUAAACUAUUACGAGAUAAAAUCAAGGAACGAAUAAUAAGUGAAACAACAUCAAUUACGAGGAUAUAUGAUGAAGAAGUAGCUAAAGCAAAUCUAUCCAAAGGUGCAGUAGCAGUUUUACCAACUGUAGUUGAAUAUAGGUCUAACAUGAGUAAAGCACGACGAAAAAAUACACCUGUAAUACCAUAA
Rotaria sordida is the source of this 243-nucleotide messenger RNA. The record is from the annotation of a GenBank genome assembly. NCBI's taxonomy places the organism in Eukaryota, Metazoa, Rotifera, Eurotatoria, Philodinida, Philodinidae.